GGUUUUGUUUUGUUUGGUACUCUCUUGAACCCUAAACCCUUUUCAUUUCAUUUUGAUUGGUUAUUAUGAGCAAGAGAGAGUUGAAGACUUUACUCUGUCGGUCUUUGCGUUCUCUCAAAUUCUCUACUUGUUCACAGGACACUCUCCAAGGAUUGCUUCAUUCCGAUGACAUUUUUUUGCAGGAUUCUUCGCCCCCCAACGCCGAUUUAUCUCAAGACUAUGCAUUUCUCCGCAACACUUUGCUCAAUUCCACUGCCCAAUGUGACCCUUCAUCGCAACCCCUCGAUGAGGUUGUAUUGAUGUCAAAUGCAAUUAGGGCCAGCAAGGAUGGUUUUGGCAUUGAAACCCAGAAAUUCUUUAGGCAGUUUCGGGGUAGGUUAAGCGAAUCUUUGGUGGUUCAGGUGAUGAAUCAUGUGAAGCAACCUGAGUUGUGUGUCAAGUUUUUCUUGUGGGCGGGUCGCCAAAUUGGUUACACCCACACUCCAGCGGUGCAUAAUGCGCUGCUAGAGGUGCUGGGAUGCAAUGCCAAUGAUAGAGUGCCGGAAAAGUUCUUAUUGGAAAUCAGGGAUGAUGACAAGGAACUGCUUCACAAGUUGCUCAAUGUUCUGAUUCAAAAGUGUUGCCGGAAUGGGUUGUGGAAUAUGGCGUUGGAAGAGUUAGGGAGGCUGAAGGAUUUUGGGUACAAGCCUUCUCGAACCACCUAUAAUGCUUUGAUUCAAGUUUUUCUUAAAGCUGACAAUUUAGCUACGGCUUAUCUGGUUCAGAAAGAGAUGUCAAAUUCUGGGUUUGUUAUGGAUGCGUAUACUCUGAGUUGUUUUGCCUAUUCCCUGUGCAAAGCAGGGAGGUGCAGGGAUGCUCUGACUUUGAUUGAGGAGGAGGAGUUUGUGCCUGAUACAGUUUUUUAUAAUAGAAUGAUUUCUGGGUUAUGUGCAGCUUCACUUUUUGAAGAAGCUAUGGAUAUCUUAAACAGUAUGCGGUCUAAUUCCUGCAUUCCCAAUGUUGUCACUUAUAGGAUUUUGCUUUCUGGUAGUUUGAGAAAAGGACAGCUGGGAAGGUGUAAGAGAAUUCUUAGUAUGAUGAUUACGGAAGGCUGUUAUCCAAAUCGUGAGAUGUUUAAUUCUCUUGUACAUGCUUAUUGCAAAUCUAGGGAUUACUCAUAUGCAUAUAAGUUGUUUAAGAAAAUGCUAAAAUGUGGGUGCCGACCAGGCUAUCUGCUUUAUAAUAUAUUCAUUGGUAGUAUAUGUAGCAAUGAGGAACUGCCUAGCUCAGAUGUGUUAGAAUUGGCUGAAAAAGCUUACAGUGAGAUGCUUGAUUCAGGGGUUGUAUUAAAUAAAGUCAAUGUCAGCAAUUUUGCUCGGUGUCUUUGUGGAGCUGGCAAGUUUGAUAAAGCCUUUAAGAUUAUAUGCGAAAUGAUGAGCAAGGGUUUCAUUCCCGAUGAUAGUACAUAUUCUAAAGUGUUUGGUUUCCUUUGUGAUGCCUCCAAGGUAGAGAAGGCCUUUUUGUUAUUUGAAGAAAUGAAAAGGAAUGGCAUUGUUCCCAGUGUUUACACCUAUACUAUUUUAAUUGAUAGCUUUUGCAAAGCUGGUCUCAUUCAACAGGCUCGCAAAUGGUUUGAUGAAAUGCUAAGGGAUGGUUGCACCCCAAAUGUGGUGACUUACACUGCUAUCAUUCAUGCAUACCUGAAAGCAAGAAAGGUGCUUGAUGCAAAUAAAUUGUUUGAGAUGAUGUUGCUUGAAGGUUGCAAGCCUAAUGUUGUUACAUAUACCGCUUUAAUCGAUGGUCAUUGUAAGGCUGGGCAGAUUGAAAAAGCUUGCCAGAUCUAUGCUAGAAUGCGGGGUGACAUAGAAACCUCUGAUAUGGAUAUGUAUUUUAAGCUAGAUGACAAUUGUAAAGGACCAAAUGUUAUUACAUAUGGGGCUUUGGUGGAUGGUUUAUGCAAAGCAAACAGGGUUAAAGAGGCCCGUGAAUUAUUGGAUACCAUGUCAGUUAAUGGUUGUGAGCCUAACCAAAUAGUGUAUGAUGCUCUUAUAGAUGGGUUUUGCAAGACCGGAAAGAUUGAGGAUGCACAAGAGGUGCUUGCAAAGAUGUUAGAGCGUGGACACAGUCCAAAUUUGUAUACUUACAGCUCUUUAAUUGAUAGUCUGUUCAAAGAUAGACGAUUGGAUCUUGUUUUAAAAGUGUUGUCGAAGAUGUUAGAGAAUUCUUGUGCUCCCAAUGUUGUUAUUUACACAGAGAUGAUUGACGGCCUUUGUAAAGUUGGAAAGACGGAUGAAGCUUACAAGCUCAUGCUUAAGAUGGAAGAAAAGGGCUGUUGUCCAAAUGUUGUAACUUAUACUGCAAUGAUUGAUGGCUUGGGGAAAUUAGGAAAAAUUGAACAGUGUCUUGAGCUAUUUAGAGAUAUGUGCUCAAAGGGUUGUGCUCCAAACUUUAUAACCUAUAGGGUCUUGAUAAAUCAUUGUUGUUCCACUGGCCUUCUUGAUGAGGCUCACAGACUUUUAGAUGAAAUGAAACAAACGUAUUGGCCAAGGCAUAUAUCAAGUCACCGUAAAAUUAUUGAGGGCUUUAACCGGGAGUUUAUAACCUCUGUUGGGCUUUUAGAUGAGUUGAGUGAGAAUGAAUCAGUUCCUGUUGAUUCUUUGUACAUAAUUUUGAUUGAUAAUUUUAUCAAGGCUGGAAGACUGGAAGUUGCCUUGAAUCUGCUUGAAGAGAUUUCAUCAUCUCCAAGCCUUGCAGUUGCCAACAAAUAUCUUUAUACUUCUUUAAUUGAGAGUCUCUCAAGUGCAAAUAAGGUCGAUAAAGCCUUAGAGCUGUACGCAAGCAUGAUAAAUAAGAAUGUUGUGCCGGAGCUCAGCACAUUUGUCCACCUCAUCAAAGGCCUUACCAGGGUUGAUAAGUGGCAAGAAGCGCUGCAAUUAUCAGACAGUAUAUGCCAAAUGGAUAUCCACUGGCUUCAUGAAGAAGCAACCAGUACAAGAGAAGAAAUGGCCAAGCUGGUUAUUAUAACAGCAGCAACAAUAGAAGCUGAAGCAGGAGAUUUUGAAGAAAUGUUGAAAAGAUGCUCUUCUUAUUCCAUUAUUCUCCAAGUUUCAAAAUCCUGUAUAUUUGUCCACCAAUCAUACAUCAGGCUGGGGUAAUGAUUUUAUGGUGUAUGAUCAGGCAUGCUAGUUUAUGCUUGAGUAGCUUGGCGGCUAGGCAUUCAGCUCUUUGGCAUAUUUGAGGAGCAAGAGGUUUGUCCAGAAUCCUUGGAUCAACUUUUGUCUAUUCAUUUGAGAGACUUUGGCACUUGCGUUCUUUUUGCAGAGUAUGGUGUCUAUAUAUAUGGACUUGGUGGUCAUGGGUUAGAGUUGUGGAAAUAGCCUUUCUGCUUACUGUGUAGACCUGACCUCCCCAAACCUCAGUGGAAGGAGCUUCGUGCACUGACUCCCCCUCUUUUUUUGUGGUGAAUAUAGAUGGGUUGCAGUAACAGAGUUUUUAAUUUGAAUUGUCAUCCCUCUCAUCGAUGGUGGGAGAGUUGUUUUGUCCCUUCCACGUGGGUGUCAUCACAUCGCUCAUCUUUAGGGGGUUCACAUUAUUCACUUGCGAAGGAAUUUGAAAGUGCUUUUGAGCUUACGUACUUUCCUUUUAUUUCCUUUGUUUCUUUCUUGGCUGUCUUAGUAGGACUUCUAAUCCUCCGUUUUUGUACUUCUCUCUCUUUAAUGAAUGAUGUUAUCCAAAAAAGUUUGAGUCAACUCUGAAGAAAAUGAUUUAGAAUAGGGACAAAGGAAAGGAAAUGCUUCCCUUUAGGAUAUGUCCAGUGCACAGAGGCUUCCAUGAAUCUCUUAUGGCCUAGCUUGUUUUGGAUAGCCAGAGGCUGAGACAAUUCCAUCAUGAUUCGUUUGUAAUGGAGUGCCCGGGUGAGUUUGCGAAAUCCGGGGAUCUGAGCUUCUGCAAAUCAGGAUUAUGCUAAUGCAGUGUGGAUUUGUUCCUCUCCUUCACCAUUUAAAGUGGGCAAAUUGAUGUGCUGUAGUAUAUGAUGGCGAGUCGACGAAACUAUAUUCAUGUUUCUGAACUAGUAUGGUAAGUGAUCUUUUUGU
Messenger RNA from Gastrolobium bilobum, 4073 nucleotides. RefSeq names its product pentatricopeptide repeat-containing protein At1g06710, mitochondrial. The transcript is spliced from 5 exons. The record is from RefSeq and is a predicted model, not a curated record. The coding region runs from base 66 to 3134 and encodes 1022 amino acids. Gene Ontology annotation, molecular function: protein binding. Lineage: Eukaryota; Viridiplantae; Streptophyta; Magnoliopsida; Fabales; Fabaceae.